AUGACAUGCGUUGAAGAUUUAUCAAACGAAGUUUUCUUGGAAAUUUUCAAUUAUCUUGAUAGUUGUGAUAUAUUAAAAGCAUUUAUAAAUCUUAAUAUUCGAUUUCAACGGUUUAUCACAGAUUCACAUUUACAACUCAAAGUAAAACUUUAUCCUCAAAUCAAAUCAAAAUCUAAACAAAUUCUCUUACCUCAUAAAAGACAAAUAUUUUCACUUUAUUUAUAUGAUCAUUUAAUUAUUAAUCAAUUUUUUACAUUAUAUCCUAUCGAUUCAUCAUUCAAUCAACUUCAAACGUUAAAUGUUCAGUUCAUUAGAACGGAUCAAUUUAUUCAACUUCUUCAAAAUUUACCUCUUUUACCAUGUCUCUUUCAAUUAAUUGUUCAUCUUGACGAUUAUCAAAUUGAUUUUCACACAAUUUAUUCAUUGAUUUUUAAAUUACCAGUAUUAAAAUACCUCAAACUUUCAUCAUUACAACAUGGAAGAUUAUCUAGAUUAUUAUUUAAUCCUGUUAAACAAUCAAAUUCAAUAAAAUAUUUAAUUAUUGAUCAUCCAUGUAUGGACGAUGAUAUUAUUGUUCUACUUUCUUUCUUACCUCAUCUUCGUCAUUUAACAUGUAGAAAAUCUGUAACAAGUCCACCCAGAUUCUUUAAAAUGCCCUUCCCACCAAUUAUAUCUAACUUAACACAUCUAUUUAUUCAACAAUGCGAUAUGGAAUUUGAUGAUUUUGAAAUAUUUCUUCAAAAAAUAUCAUCUCAAUUACAAGUAUUGAAGAUCGUAACAUUUAAUGAUCCAUCAUAUCUUGAUGCUAAUCGAUGGAAACGAUUAAUUUUACAAAAUAUGUUAAAUUUACGCAAGUUUUAUUUUGAAUAUCAUGAUUAUUUUGAUGAUAAUUAUAAAUUAACUCCCUAUCAUCGAUUAAGUAAUCAAUUUCUAUGUUCAUUUUGGAUCGAACGACAAUGGAUAUUUGAU
Messenger RNA from Adineta steineri, 969 nucleotides. NCBI's taxonomy places the organism in Eukaryota, Metazoa, Rotifera, Eurotatoria, Adinetida, Adinetidae. The record is from the annotation of a GenBank genome assembly.